Drosophila persimilis is the source of this 1629-nucleotide messenger RNA. RefSeq names its product bifunctional arginine demethylase and lysyl-hydroxylase PSR (gene PSR). The transcript has a single exon. The coding region runs from base 83 to 1291 and encodes 402 amino acids. Gene Ontology annotation, molecular function: P-TEFb complex binding; histone H4R3 demethylase activity. Gene Ontology annotation, cellular component: cytoplasm; nucleus. The record is from RefSeq and is a predicted model, not a curated record. Gene Ontology annotation, biological process: phagocytosis. NCBI's taxonomy places the organism in Eukaryota, Metazoa, Arthropoda, Insecta, Diptera, Drosophilidae.
CACUGCUCUAGUGCUCACGUUCUCCACUUUCUGCUUAAAAAUAUUUAAGAAAAAAUUGGCAAAAUCUCGAGCAAGUACCACGAUGAGCGAGGAAUUCAAACUGCCCAAGCGCUCCCGCAAACGCACCCGCGACGUUAAGCGCAAGGCCAGGCCAGAGCUGGACGGAGAAAACGCGUGGAUGGCGAUGCGGUACUAUGAAAACUUCGAGCCAUUCUGGGAUUUUGCAGAUAAUCUGGAACGAAUUGAUGAUGCGGCGGUGUCGUGUGACGAAUUUAUAGAACGCUUUGAGCGGCCCUACAAGCCGGUGGUGAUACAGGGAUGCACUGAUGGCUGGAUGGCUCUGGAGAAGUGGACGAUGUCGCGGCUGGCCAAGAAGUACAGGAACCAGAAGUUCAAGUGCGGCGAGGACAACGAAGGCUACAGCGUCAAAAUGAAGAUGAAAUACUACGUCGAAUACAUGCAAGGGACGCGCGACGACAGUCCGCUCUACAUCUUCGACAGCAGCUUUGGGGAGCACCAUCGCAGGAAGAAGCUGCUCGACGACUACGUGGUGCCAAAGUACUUUCGAGAUGAUCUUUUCCAGUACUGCGGUGAGAAUCGUAGGCCGCCCUACCGAUGGUUUGUGAUGGGUCCCUCCCGCUCCGGCACUGGCAUCCACAUCGAUCCACUGGGAACCAGCGCUUGGAAUACGCUCAUUCGUGGUCACAAGCGAUGGUGCCUGUUCCCCACACAAACGCCCAAGGACUUGCUCAAGGUGACCAGCGCCAUGGGCGGCAAACAGCGUGACGAGGCCAUCACGUGGUUCAGCACCAUCUACCCGCGCACCAAGCUACCCUCCUGGCCGGAGCAAUACAAGCCCAUCGAGGUGCUGCAGGGCGAGGGCGACACUGUAUUCGUGCCGGGCGGCUGGUGGCAUGUGGUCCUCAAUCUGGACGACACCAUUGCAAUCACCCAGAACUUCAGCUCGAAGACCAACUUCCCGUGUGUCUGGCACAAGACCGUUCGGGGCCGGCCGAAGCUGUCGCGGAAGUGGUUGCGUGUGCUGCGCGAGCAGCGCCCAGAGCUAGCGCAAAUCGCCGAAAGUAUUAAUAUAAACGAGAGCACCGGCUUUGCUUCGGAUAGUUCUAGUAAUUCAAGCUCCUCCUCGUCGUCGUCAUCCUCAUCGUCGUCGGAGAGCGACGCAGAAGCCGACUCCAAUACGGACAGCGGACAAGAGAGUCUCACCGCCAAAAAGAAGAAGAAGCGACGCAUGGGCGGUGGCGGCUCCUCCAUGGGCUCCAUGCGCUCCUGAUGCACGGAGCGGACCAAGCGCAAAUGCUUGCUCAUGCGACUCUUUCACCGGCAGCUGAUGCUCUGUCGGCGGCGUCCAUGCUGCCGUCACAGCUAGCACUAGAUGAUCAUCCAUCACCUGCAGCCCCAAUCAACACUUGAAUAUUUUAUUAGAUUUUUCUACAUAGACAAAACGAACAACAGUCCCGCAGGCAAGGGCUCCACAGCCCGUGACAUCUUUGAUUAAGCGUGCCUCCCUUUCGCUUGAUUUAAAUAUUGUAUGUGUAUGCUAUUAAUUGACUCAUUAGCUUAAUCCUUAAAAGUGGCAUGAAAUAAACUCAGUAAUAUAUUUGUAAAAAA